Molecule: messenger RNA, 2686 nt
Organism: Dinoponera quadriceps
Lineage: Eukaryota; Metazoa; Arthropoda; Insecta; Hymenoptera; Formicidae
Product: nitric oxide-associated protein 1
Exons: 6
Coding region: 356-2668 (770 amino acids)
Molecular function (GO): GTP binding
Source: RefSeq, a predicted model, not a curated record
GGUCAAGUAGUACAACUCAACGAUCGAGUAACCGAAUCUUUAACUCGUCGGGUGCAUGAUUGAACAGUGUAGCUCGGAUAAACUUUCAUCUUUAAUUUAUUAAGAAGGAAUAAAUAUUUUUCUGACUUGACGAUGAAUUAUGUUGCUGAAAAAAUGAAAAUCCGAGCGGAACAGGUUUCAUGGCAAUUCGAUUGAAACUACACCUGCAUAAAACUAUAUCCAACAAAAGUUAUAAUUUUUAAUUUUCCCGACAGCUUGAGUACCUCUGCUAAGUGCAAAGAUUACACUUACCACAAGGCAUUAUCCUGUACGCAGAAUCCGCAAUACAUAUCGAAUUGGAACACAUACCAUCAGAAUGUUAACCACAAACAGUGUCAGAUUAAUUCUUGAGAAACAUUUCACCAAGAGGAGUUAUAUGGGUAACACAUACUGUCAUUUGAAAACCUAUCAGGACAAUUACAAGGAUCUAGUUCGGACAUGUAGUUAUUCCACAAAAUUCGAUGCCAAGAAUAAUAGUGAAUCGCCAGCUGACCCCAGAGUCCAGGCGCUCCGUGAGAAAUUAAUAUAUUGUGACUACCUGGACCGUGACAAUGUGAAACCAGGUAUUCUGAAACGUUUCAUAUGGAACAAGAAGCUCAGAUUCAUCGAGAAACAACUGCAGGUUGAUAAACUCGUGAAUGAACCUGUCUACAGCAUAUUCUUGGACGAGUAUGUCAAAGACAACGAAAGUUUGCAGGAAGAUAAACAGGAAGAUAAACAGGAAGAUCAUACAAAUCCGAGGGAAAAUAUAACAAGACCCGUGCACAUGCCGUACGCCAGUACGGACAAGUACAGCAGCACAGACACAGGCAAGAGCAAUUUUGUUGAGAUCGAUUUUGACGAGAGCAUGUUACCGUUGAAUGAGAAGUACAGGAGCCUUUAUGAAAAAUACCUGGAGGCAAAGAAUGCCACCGAGGAAAACAGUGGCAAGGAGCUCAAGCUGGAUGAAUACAUGAAAGAACAGACAAACGUGUCUUACAAGACAGAUCUGUCGAACGUCCCGUUCAAUUGGAUGGCCGACUUUGAGGAAUUCGACGACACGAUGCAGGAGAAAACGUGGCUCAGCAACUAUGGUACCCCGGAUCCAGAAUCCAGCGUCAGCUCCGUACCAUGUGGCGGAUGCGGCGCCUUGCUGCAUUGCAAGGAUCAUGCUUUACCGGGCUACCUGCCGUCCGAGCUCUUCCUGAAGAAGAGCAAGCACAAGCAGCAAGUUAUGAUCUGUCAACGGUGCCACUUCCUGAAGUACUACAAUGCUAUGUUAGAGGUGAAGGUGUCGCCAGAGGAGUUUGCGGAGCUUCUCAAGGUUAUCAAGACGAAGAAGUGCGCUGUGAUUCUGAUGGUCGAUCUCACGGACUUCCCGUGCAGCAUAUGGCCGGAGAUAAACAGCGUGCUGCACCCUUUCACGACGGUGUUCGUCGUGGGCAACAAGGUCGACCUGUUGCCUCCGGACUCGCGGAGAUUCCUCACUCACGUUAAGGAGUGCCUUUCGAGGGCCGUAGAGAAUAUGGGGGUCGAUAAGAAGUGUAUCAAAUAUGUGGGGCUCAUAUCCGCGAAAACCGGCUACGGCAUAGAGGAGCUCAUCGACAAACUGUACAGUCAGUGGCAGUACAAAGGAGACGUUUACGUGAUUGGAUGCACCAACGUAGGCAAGUCCUCGCUAUUCAAUGCUCUAUUGCAGUCCGAUUAUUGCAUGGUGCAGGCCGUGGAUCUCAUACAACGCGCCACCGUAUCCCCCUGGCCGGGCACGACCUUGCGCUUACUGAAGUUUCCCAUUAUGAACCCGCAGAGGUGGCAACUUUACAUGAGGAUGAUUCGUUUGAAGGAGGAGAGGCAGGAGUCAAAGGCCGAAGAGGAGAUUAGAAUCAAUGAUUUCAAGAUGACGCGUAAUCUGAAAUACGUUACGUUGCAAAGUCACAUCGGCCGAACUUUCUCGCAAAAUUUCGAAGUCCAGCCGAAGGGCAACCUGCUCAUCAUGAAGAAGUACAACACGAGCAUGCAGAACUUCUGCUUGGACGAGACCAGGAAGUACAAGUACAGCCGAUGGUGUUACGACACGCCCGGCACCAUUCAACGGGAUCAGAUUCUGGAUCUACUGACGACAGAGGAACUGUUGCUGGUUUUGCCGCAGCGGACAAUCGCACCGAGAACGUUCAUCUUGCAACCGAGUCAGACGAUAUUCUUGGCCGGACUUGGUAGACUGGAUUUCCUGGAGGGCGACGAUUUUAUCAGGUGUACGAUAUUUGCGAGCCACAAGUUGCCGGUGACUUUAACUCGAAUUGUGGACGCGGAUGACGUAUACAACGAGUUGUUGAGCACGGAAGCCUUCGUCGUGCCUGAGAACAAUCCGGACCGACUGAAACACUGGCCGGCGUUAGGAUCCAAAGAGAUGGAAGUCACCGGUAUCGGGAAGAACAUAUCGGUUGCCGAUGUUGUUUUAUCAAGCGCAGGGUGGAUGGCGAUCAGCACCGAGAAGGACUAUCGUGUCUUAUUGAGGGCCUGGAGCCCGCAAGGUCGCGGCUUACACCUCAGAACGCCAGCACUCCUGAUGAAAUCCGUUGGCCUGCGCGGCGAUCGGAUUCCAUCCACGCCGACGUACAAGGUCGGACGAGCAGCGUAUAUUAAGACAUAAAAAAAAGAAAGAAUAAUC